AUGACUCUUCCAUUACCUUCGUACAACGACGACCCCAAAUCGUUUGCCUACCCCACAGUGCACAAAAGAUGGCCCACCAUCAUCGAAGGGGCCAUUGACGACUUGAACUUGACAAUUAAACAAGAUCCAAAUCUUGCAAAAUCAGGUAGCGUCAUUAUUGAAAAAUUAUCAAAAUUAUUGAAAGAUUUCAAAAACGACUUGGAAAUUGAACCAUUUACUCAAGACGAUAUCAAAUUGAAUCCUUCGUUGACCCAUUACAACGAUCACUUUAGCCAAUUGAAUCCAAUUAAGAAAAUUACCUGGUUAACUGGACCUUGGCUAUACUUAGAAUGCUAUCUUUAUCAAUUAAUCCAUUUAUUUUUCUUACAGAGUGACGAACCUUUUUGGUCCACUUUUGAUAUUUUCAAUAGAUUGAAAACUAAAACUUUCCAACAAUCUGAAUCAGGAGUAUUGGAAUUAUGUAAACGUUAUCAAGUCUUACAUGAUCAAUUGACCAAUGAAUCCAAUAAGAUUGAUGAGUCUUUAUUGAAAAUUCUCUUCACGGAAUUCAUCGAUAUCUCGCUUUGGGGAAACGCUACCGAUUUAUCGUUACUUGCCGGUAACGUUACUUUAGAAGAUAUUAAAUCAGUACAAGGUGCUGAAGUCCGUAAGAAGAAUGAAGAAAAAAUUAUCGUUAAUGAUUUACCCCAAGCUUGGUCUGAAUUUAUCAGCUCAAAGGGAAAUCGUAAUGUCGAUAUCGUUUUAGAUAAUUCGGGUUUCGAAUUAUUUGCUGAUUUAAUCUUGACCUUAUUUCUUUUGGAUUCAAAAUUAUCGAAUCAAAUCACUAUUCAUUGCAAAGAAAUUCCUUGGUUUGUUAGUGAUACCAUGCCCAAAGAUUUUGAUGCAUUAUUAAACCAAUUGAUCGAUCCUUCUUUUUAUCCAAACAUUCAUAAUUCAAAUGAAGAUUCAAAAUUAAUCAUUAAUCUUCAUAAUCAAUUAAAACAUUACUUUGAUACCGGUAAAUUAAAAGUUUCUCAUCAUUCUUUUUGGACCUUGUCUUAUAAUUAUUGGGAAAUCCCUCAAUUCUCCGAUUUGUACAACCAAUUGAGUUCAAGCUCUUUAAUCAUUUUCAAAGGUGACUUAAAUUAUCGUAAAUUAACUGGUGAUUUACAAUGGGAUAAAACAACUCCUUUCUUAACCGCAAUUCAACAAUUGGCUUCUUCUAAACUUCCAAUCUUGACUCUUAGAACUUGCAAAGCUGAUGUCACCGUUGGAUUACCAAAAGGUUUAAAUGAAAAAUUAAUCGAAACUUAUAAAAAUGACGGUAAUGAAGUUGGUGAAUUCUGGACUUCUUCCGGUAAAUGGGCAGUCAUUAGUUUCUCCAAUGGUAAUAAUUAA
Messenger RNA from Hyphopichia burtonii NRRL Y-1933, 1377 nucleotides. It is a transcript of the gene HRT2, whose product is annotated as putative methyltransferase. NCBI's taxonomy places the organism in Eukaryota, Fungi, Ascomycota, Pichiomycetes, Serinales, Debaryomycetaceae. Gene Ontology annotation, cellular component: nucleus; cytoplasm. The record is from RefSeq and is a predicted model, not a curated record. Gene Ontology annotation, biological process: DNA damage response. The coding region runs from base 1 to 1377 and encodes 458 amino acids. The transcript has a single exon. Gene Ontology annotation, molecular function: phosphatase activity.